CUCCAGGCUCCUAAUGUCUCGCACCCUGCUCUGGAAAAACAUGAGCGGCUCACCGAGUAAUAAACUGGACAAUUGGAAACGCCAUACUAACCAACAGGUUGGUGGUGGCGGAUGGCGGUUGACUGGCCACAUCGGGUGGCGACUGGAUGGCGGCGUUCCCUGUUUCUUCGGCGGUGCUUGGAGCGGUCUGCGGAGACGCCGGUACCGGGUUGGACGCCCUCACUCCUUCAUCUCCACCAGCUGGACUCUCAUCGGUAUUUAUCACAUCGAUGGCAUUAUCGAUCCUAGUAGAAGACAAUUGGGCCAGGUUUUGCGGGUCGAAAUUGAUGGAGCAUAUGCUGCCUCCUUCUCUCUCCCAUGA
Messenger RNA from Nilaparvata lugens (brown planthopper), 361 nucleotides. RefSeq lists its product as uncharacterized. Lineage: Eukaryota; Metazoa; Arthropoda; Insecta; Hemiptera; Delphacidae. Bases 14 to 361 code for a protein of 115 amino acids. The transcript is spliced from 2 exons. The record is from RefSeq and is a predicted model, not a curated record.